ACAACUUAACUCAUACAUUCCACAAAGAAAUAUUCAACCAUCACCAUCGCUACAAAUACGAAAGAAAGAAGGGAUUUAUUCCUUACAACUUAUCGAUUUUCACAACUUAGAGUUUAAUACCAUUAAUGAAAAUGUCCCAUUUAUUGCAGCAUCAUACGGCGAUAUUGUGCCAUCUACGGAAGUGAACCGUGAAAAAAUGGUUACUCGUGAUCAUGCGAUUAGGCCUUCUCAACAAAUAGACAUCUAUUUUGACACGGCACUGAAAUGUACAACUUUCAGAGAUGUAAAGAGGUGGUCAAUAUUUAUUUGGAAAAUAGAUGGCAAGACACGGCAAGUCCGUGCUAACUUGGCACCUAUUUUCAAAUUUGUAUUGGCGUCGAAAUUAACAAAUCACGUGCAUUCGAUUAUUAUGAACGCGUCGUAUUCUUGGGAAACGUUGAUGCAAUGUUCAUUCUCGCAUAUUAUCUUCGAUAUAGCCUUGAUGCACCAAUUGACCAUCGGUGUUCUUAUAAUUUAUAUUGCGGCUUGCAGAAUUAAGGACCCGCAAGGAAUUGGUACCUUUAAAGAUGAAGUGGAGGCUCCACAAUGGUUCCAUCGAUUUGAAUGCUAUCAUUUUGGAGUCGGAUAUCCAUUAAUAUGGAUGGCUACUUCAGAAUGCGAAUCGAUUUAUCGAAGAUAUCCGAAUAUUUCAAGAAUUUGA
Messenger RNA from Acaulospora morrowiae, 700 nucleotides. NCBI's taxonomy places the organism in Eukaryota, Fungi, Glomeromycota, Glomeromycetes, Diversisporales, Acaulosporaceae. The record is from the annotation of a GenBank genome assembly.